CCCUCCAUCCUUUGUUUUCACAGGUUCACCAGCGGCUGCUGCAGACGGCAUUGAUGCAGAUUCUCUCUGUUCCCAGCUCCGACCUCAUGGCUCUGACCCGCUGCCGACUCCACCACCAGAACCGACCCUCUUCAAACAUCUGAGGUGGCUUCGCUACCGUGAGGGGAGGUGGGGGGGGCACUUCAUUGGUUUGGUUGGGAUUGGCGCCACUGGAUGCUACUCAAAACGCUGGACUGUGACGGGAUACGGUGGCAGCCUUCUAUAUCAGGUUCUGCCAGCCUGAUCUAGAAAGAAAACACCAAAACUGCAGAGUGACAGAGCCGAGCAGCGCCACAGCGGUCCAGAUCAGAGCCACGGGCCUUCCUAUGAGACCCCCGCAGCGGCUGCUCAGCCUCUCAAUAAUGCAUCACGAGGAGAAAGUUCCUUUAACGUUCUUUUGAAAGUGCUGAACGGUGGACAGAGCGACGGAUGCCGAGUAGAAGAAAAAGACGAGAUGAACGCUAACGCCACGAGUUUGUAGGACACAAACGGCGCCGAGAAAAAUACAGCGAUAAACCCACAAGCUUCAGGUAGGAGAACUUCAAAGGAGAAGAUCCAGGCGGCGCCCUCACCAUGGUGAACACGGGCAUGCAACUGAUCAGCUUCACCUGCGCCGUGACCGGAUGGAUCAUGGCGAUCGCCGUCACAGCGCUGCCACAGUGGAAGGUGUCGGCCUUCAUCGGCAACAACAUCCUGACCUCGGAGAUCAAGUGGGAGGGCAUCUGGAUGAACUGCAUCUACCAGACCACGGGUCACAUGCAAUGCAAAACAUACGACUCCAUGCUGGCGCUGCCGCCAGACAUCCAGGCGGCGCGGGCCCUCAUGUGCCUCGCCAUCUUCAUGGGCUGGCUGUCUUGCACAGUGUCCUGCUGCGGCAUGAAGUGCACCACCUGCGCCGGCGAUGACCGCCGUGCCAAGGCAGGCAUUGCGCUGGCGGGCGGCAUCCUCUUCAUCGUCACAGGCCUUUGCGUUCUGAUCCCCAUUUCCUGGACUGCCAACACGGUGGUGCGGGAUUUCUACAACCCCAAUGUCCCCAUCAUGCACAAGCGAGAGCUGGGCCAGGCCAUCUACCUGGGCUGGGCCGCCGCCGUCAUCCUGAUAAUCAGCGGCGCCGUGCUGAGCAGCACCUGCCCACUUAUGGAGCGGGGCGGUCGGUACCGCAGGGGCUACAUGGGACGGAGCUUUGCCAACUCCCCCGCCUCCGCUCCCGAUCCUCCCAAACCCAUCACCUCCAGCAGCCUCCCCAUGAGGGAGUACGUGUAG
Oryzias latipes (Japanese medaka) is the source of this 1302-nucleotide messenger RNA. RefSeq names its product claudin 35 (gene cldn35). Gene Ontology annotation, cellular component: membrane; bicellular tight junction. Gene Ontology annotation, molecular function: structural molecule activity. NCBI's taxonomy places the organism in Eukaryota, Metazoa, Chordata, Actinopteri, Beloniformes, Adrianichthyidae. The record is from RefSeq and is a predicted model, not a curated record.